Pelobates fuscus (common spadefoot toad) is the source of this 3462-nucleotide messenger RNA. It is a transcript of the gene IL17RC, whose product is annotated as interleukin 17 receptor C. Gene Ontology annotation, molecular function: interleukin-17 receptor activity. The transcript is spliced from 19 exons. Bases 637 to 2847 code for a protein of 736 amino acids. The record is from RefSeq and is a predicted model, not a curated record. Lineage: Eukaryota; Metazoa; Chordata; Amphibia; Anura; Pelobatidae.
UGGGUGUGGAAGGGGAGGGAGGAUCAGAGUCCUCAGUUGUGUCUGUUCCCUGGCAGCAACAUAGCAGCAGAGAGUGAACCCAGAGCCCAGCAGUCUCCAAACUCAUUGGCACAGGUCAGCAGCCGUGCGGCACACAGACAGCGAUACCCCACAGACAGUGAUCGUGAGACAGACAGAGCACAGACACACAGAUCCGGGUCAUUACAAUCACUCAGAGACCUUUAACCUCCCUACACGGCUGUGAGAGGACCUUUCCAAUGACCAUGAGAGGCUCCAGUCUGAGGGAUGCAGGUUAGGGAGCUGCCAUCGAACAUCCAGGAUCAGAUUCAUCUUCUGGACACAAACCUCUCUUUAUCGGAAGAUCACCAACCUCAUCAUUGGCCACACCGUGUCCUCCUCUCCAUAGCCAGCAUUCUGUGUCUGAUAUUUCUGGACUCACAUGCUUCCCAUAGCUUCAUAUCCCUUUUCUUCUUUCACUUUUUUUUUUGUUAUUGGUUUCAUCCUGUCAUUUGUUACACCUGUUUCAUACCUUCCCUGUUAGUCACUGAUUUAUCUCAUCAAGCAGCAAGUGCAAGCUGGGUUUGUUGUCAGGACACCAUUAAGAUACUUGACAAUCGGUGAGCACGACACACAGCAAUGGCACAAUAUAUAAUGCAUGCAGUUAUCCUGACACUUCUCCUAAAUACUGGAACCUGCACCUUGGAGAGAUUCCACAGCAGUGAUGAUCAUGUCAGUUGCACUGGGAACCUGUCAUGCACAGUCAUUAAUGUUUUGUUCAUGCCUGGAGACAAGGAAAAAGCAAAUCAACCAGUAAUGAUAAUCGGCAAUAUGUCAUCGCAGACCGUGCUGCGCUGCAUUUACGAUAGAUGCAUGCCAUGUGUUAAAGUAGAGAUAGACAUAUACGUUGACUUUUCAGCAGGAAAUGUGAUAGAGGAUUGCGAUGAUUACGAGUGUUAUGAUGAUAUUGAUGGUUCCUCAACUUGUAAUUAUCUGGACGAAAUCUCUGAGGAGGACAGCAACAAUAAGUCUAAUGAAGUCUCGGAUGAAACACCAGAACUUUCCCUCUGUGCCCACGUGAAUAUAGAUUCUAUACAACAUUUUGUUUGGGUGAAGGUCUCUAUACCCUUCUCUUCAAUACCUUUCAAACCGGAAGAGAACAUCGUGAAACUGGGAACUCUUCUGUUCAGAUGCUUCAAUGCAUCUCCUGAAAGUGAUGUGAACCUUACAGCUUACACUUUGCCAAGAUAUCAGGAUCCGUUAAUAAGCAUGCAUCCCGUGACAGGGUGCAAGGAGCUGCGUUUUAUAGAGGAAGUGAAGGAAUGUGGAGUGCCUAGUAUGUAUGUUUCCACCGAUGGGAAUUUCUCAGUAGGCAUAAUGAAUGGAUCAAGCAGCCGUUCCUAUGAAUUAAUGGUUUCUCACAAUACUACAACUAUAAGAAAAAGAUUGAAAGGAGAUGAGCGCUACAUUAUACCUAAAGAGCAUUUGGUACCGUGCCUGUGUAUUGUGGUUUGGUGGAGUAAUCAGAGUGAUGCUGUUCGAGAAAGAUAUUAUCCAUUUUUGAAUCGCACCGAUAAUUAUCUAGAAGAAAAUAUAUGGAGACUGAGUACAUUCUCAAUGGCUGUAAAGGAUAAUUUGCUGCUCUACAACUUUAGUGCCCCAUGCAAUGUAUCCGCUGAGAUUUCUCUGUGUUGGAAAUACAGCCACAAUUCUCACUGUCAGGAGCUGCCCAUCCGAAAAAAGAUCUGGUCAUUUGAUCCUCAGGUGUUCGAUGGUGUGAAAUUCCAUCCCUCCAUCUGUAUCCAGGUGAAGUAUAAGGAUGAACACCAGCUUGUUAAGUGCUUGCCUGCCAAUGAUUUCCACAAUGACAUUGUAUUUCAAGAGGAAGUUAUUCUGCACAAAAAUGCCGCCUCCCUCUGCCUCAUGGAAAAACAUGGCUGCACGCCACUAAAUUACACAACACAUGAAAUGCUGAGUACCAAUGACCACUUCAGGCAGCAUAUAGUGAAGGCCUACUUGUCGAACCGCUGUUUUAAGAUAUGGAAUGAUAAUGAAAAUAAUGAGGUGGUUGUCUGCUCUGUGGUGAAACGGCAGAGAUGGCUUGUGUUUGGAUUAGUAGCAAUGUUUUGUGUGCUGAUCCUUGCAAUUGCAUCAACGAAGACACUCACAAAAUGGGUGAAAUCAAUGACUUCAUAUGCACCAUUGGGUGAUAUCUUCAAAGACCGGAGAGUGUGGAUUAUAUACUCACCAGAUGACCAAUAUUACAACAAACUUGUGCGUGUUUUUGCUGCUUCUUUAAUGGAUCUUCACCUAAAUGUGGUUUUGGAUCAGUGGCACCGCAGGGAAAUGUCCUCCAUUGACCCAAUGCCUUGGUACCAUCAUCAAAAACAAAGAAUUUUUAGGGAAAAUGGAAUCAUCAUUGUAUUGUUUGAUGAAGGAGCACUGCAGAGUUUCAAAAGGUGGACUUCAACGUCUCAGCUAGUCAACCUGGAUCCAUACACUUCUUUUGGGGCUGCCCUUAACUGUAUCCAUGCAGACUUUGUUGAUGGUAGUGCUCAAGGCCAUUAUGUGGUUGCCUCCUUUGGCCAAACUAGCAUACCCCAUAUCUUCAACAACUACCCCAAAUUCAGAUUACCUUCCGACGUUAAGAAAUUGCUUCAAGAACUGGCUGGAAUCAACCGACGCAAACUUAGAAAGAAUCAACUUGAUCAUCUCUCUACUAGAGUCAAAAAGAAACUAAAAGAACCAAUUUCGAAAUACAAGAAAAUCAGCACCAGUUUAAACAAAAGUGAGACUCCUUCUAUGAAUUCUGGAGGAACAAACGCAGUGGAAAUGCUUCCAUUAAUAUAAAAUGAUAGCAUUUCUAGAGUUACUAUUAAUACCUCAAAAAAGUUGUGUCCUUUGUUAUUUUAUUUCUGCGGGCUCUAUCGUCAAUUCACAACUGAUUUUGAAACUUACGACUGCAGGACAUCAUAGGAUGGAGGUAGGAGACAUGGGAGACAUCCGUCCACACCAGCCUCAGAAAUAUUUCCACAUGUGCUGAUAUUCAGCACUUUUAUUUUCUCCAGCUUUGUCAAUUUAGUUUCUGUGAAAUGAAUGCUGAGAAUUACUGGACUAUUGCAAAGAUAUUUUUUUAAAAUGUGUUGAUCAAACAUUUUAUUGCUUCACUAACUUCUGUCCCAAGACUUUAUUAAACAGGCACAAUGUAAGUUAAAUGUCCAUCUCCUAAAGCCUGCCUUUCUCAGGGCAAUCGAAGUGUAAAAGGCACUUUUCAGUUAAAGAAACUGCCUUACUUUUUCAGACUAUGGGAAAUGGAUCUGGGACAAGCCUAAGAGUCUUAGGAGUGGAUUAAAUGACUUACACUAAUAAUGGAAUGAUUGAAGGCAGUUACAUUCCAAAAUCAAGCAUUUAAAUAUUUGUCAUGAUGUUACAGGACCCAAGUUGGAAUGAACAGAUUUGCCCCAA